Messenger RNA from Fusarium oxysporum Fo47, 1158 nucleotides. RefSeq names its product RmlC-like cupin domain-containing protein. Bases 1 to 1158 code for a protein of 385 amino acids. The record is from RefSeq and is a predicted model, not a curated record. NCBI's taxonomy places the organism in Eukaryota, Fungi, Ascomycota, Sordariomycetes, Hypocreales, Nectriaceae. The transcript has a single exon.
AUGAAGCCUUCGGUUGCUGUUGGUCUCCUAUUAUCAGCCGCCCAUGUCGGCUUUGGCUUUCCUCACAAGGCUCAUCUGCCCAGUCUUUACGUGGAUAUAGCACCGCAGUCCCCCCGUCCAUAUGUCAUUGCUAAAGACGGUGGCGAGGCAGUUCGCGUUGGUAGUGAAGUCGACCGGUUUCUCGUGACGGGUAACUCUUCUGGUGGCGCUUUCUCGUUCAUCCCCGCAAACGGUCCCUACAACACAGCCCUCAAUGUUGUGCCACAUAUGCAUAAGAAGCAUUAUGAAAGCUUCUACUGCUCCAAGGGCCGUGCUCUGAUCUGGGCCAAGUCCAAUACCACCGAAUCCAGCAACCUGGAUGAGGAGGGUCGCCUGUUCGCCCAGGGCGACUAUGCCGCCGUACCUCCCAACACCGUUCACGCCUUCGAGUUUGUCGAUCCCGAUACGGAAUGGCUGGUAGUUUUCGUCCCAGGUGGCACCCUCGAGGAUCUCCUUGCCACCAUCAAAGAUGGCGUCUACCCCUCGCCGAUUGGCUCCGAGUAUAACCCAGAUCCAGCGAUUGUGAACAAGACCGGAGGAAAUCCUGCUGUCCUUGAGUCCUUGCUUAACGCACCAGAAACCUUUGACAACUACCCCCAACUAGACUUCACCCCCAGGCGCGACUUUGUUGAUGGGAUUGCGGGAUCUGGCAAUUGGCACAACGGCAGCAAUACUCUUGCAGAAAACUCAAAGACGCCCAACUUCAUUGCCAACAAUUUUGGCCCCAAGUUCCUCAACGAGGAGGACGGAGUCUUCAAAAUCAUCACCCCUCUUGUAACCGGCAAUCAAACGGACGACCAAUUUACCAUGGGGACCAUAACUUUGAGCAAGCUACUUCCAAACCAAACUGCCACGGAAGCCACAGCAAAGUACGCUACCGGCCUGCAUCUCCAAGAGGGAGAGCUCACUGUUGAGGUUGACCAAUAUGAGACAGCCCAACUCAUAGACGGCGACCUCAUUUUUCUACCGCAAGGAACAACAUUCCGGUUUUUUGCUUCCGCCCCCGAGACAAAAUUUCUGUAUGUUAUUGGGGGACCCGAUGGAUUGGAUUACGAGCUGCUUCAAAACAGCAAACCGUGGGAGUUUGCGAGCUAUCCUCAGUAUCCCAGUGAUGACUAA